CAACAUGAUUGGUUAACUACGGCAGGAUGCCAUGUGUUUGAAGAGUAUUUAUCGUGUUGGAUGUCAGACGUGGUAGAUAGUUAGUGUUAUUCGUUUCGAUGUCUUGUUUCGACAUCAGUUUUAAAAUAAUUAAGUGAAAUGAGGCCAAUAGAUCAUCUAUGUGGUGUGAUCUUUGCAUGUUUUAUCUGCACUGUUGUCUUAAUAAAAGUGGGCGUGGCCAGUGAAGACAGAAUCGUUAGUCCCAAGAAGACCCGGGUAUGGGGACCCGGUUUGAAGUCCGAUUUCUUCGUUCCUGUGAGAUAUUUUUACAUACAUGCUGUAGACGAAUCUGGUGAAAAAUUUAUAGAAUCGGUGGGUGAGAAAGCCUUCUCGGUGAGCACGUAUUCAUCCGAUGGUUCGCGGGUUCGUAUUUGGACGCAGGUUCUCGACCGACACGAUGGGUCAUACAUUGUCCGCUUCAGACCAUACGAGACCACCACCAGUCUCAUAAUAGACGUUCUGUAUGGUGGGAAACACGUGGCCAAAUCUCCCUACACCUUGAAGGGACCUGUGUAUCAUGAAAAGUGUUCGUGUCCCCAGCCGGACAUCGGUCAGUUCUACAAACAGCUGGACUGUCCGAAGAGCUACCAACAGAUCAAGCAGGAUCUUGGGAUAUUCAAGAAGAUAGACAUGAAAAAAGUUGCCAAAGAGGCCGUAAAACGCUUCAACAAUGCUGGUGCCCACAGUAUUUGUCAUUACAAAGUCAUCAAUAACAAGAUAUACCGAAAGACCUACGGCCAACAUGUGGGGUUUAAGAUGUUUGUGGAUAAUAUACUCGUAUCAAUAGUUAAAAAGGUGAAGCUGCCAAAUGUAGAGUUUAUAGUCAAUCUCGGUGACUGGCCUCUGGAGAAGAAGAAACUCAGUGAAAACCCAUUACCCAUUCUGUCAUGGUGCGGUUCAGAGGAUACGCGGGAUAUCGUCAUGCCAACUUACGACAUCACUGAAGCUACUCUGGAGAUGAUGGGCAGGGUAUCGUUAGACAUGUUUUCCGUCCAGGCGAACACCGGACCGCCUUGGAGCGAGAAGUCCGACGUUGCGUUCUGGCGUGGUCGGGACAGUCGUCAGGAACGUCUUGACUUGGUGGUGAUGUCACGCAACCAUCCAGAAACCAUCGACGCCGCGCUCACCAACAUGUUCUUCUUCAAGAAAGAACCAGAGAAAUACGGAGAACUUGUGAAACACAUUUCAUUCUUUGAUUUCUUUAAGUACAAAUACCAGAUAAAUGUGGAUGGGACGGUUGCAGCAUACCGACUGCCGUACUUGUUUGGUGGUAAUUCACUGGUGUUGAAACAAGACUCCCACUACUAUGAACAUUUCUACCACCAUCUGAAGCCGUACGAACACUACAUUCCGUUCAGACAUAACCUCAGUGAUCUCAUGGAGAAGGUGCAGUGGGCACGGGACCACGACAAAGAGGCUCAAGAAAUAGCAAAAGCUGCACAAAUGUGGGUUCGACAGAAUCUAAAUCCAGCUGAUAUAUUUUGUUACCAUGUUAAGUUAUUUCACGAAUACUCCAAACUGCUGAAGAACAAGGUGGAAGUUGACAAAAGUUUUGAAGAGGUGGAGAUUGCCAAAGAUUCCGAGUCACAGUGCGACUGUAAACCAUAUAAAAAAGUCAAAGGUCAUGAUGAGUUAUAGUCAACUGCAGAUGGGUGCAUACAAAACCUGUGAAUAUGUGUACAACAGUUUUUAAAUUAUUUAUAUCAUACAAUAUUUUGUGUGAAAGUGCAUCAACGACUUAUUAUUUUGUGACAUGUUUUUAGCAGUUUUCUGUGUGACUUUCUGCUAUGUUGUUAUAAAUGAAUCUCGCAAACAGAGUACUAGUAUUUUAAUUUAAAGAUAAAUUCUGUGUCCACUUUAAAAAUAUAUAUAUAAAUAAAUAAAAAAUAAAUAAAUAAACUAAAAAGAAAUAUUAUUAAAAAUAUCACAUUUUAUAUGUACAUUACAGUUACAAUUACAAGUAUUUUAAUUUAAUUUGGCAGCAGUCAGCAGGGUAGUGUUAAAAUCAUUUAUUGCUAGUUUGUGUUUAUUGAUUUUAAACAGGCAAAAAUAUUAGUUUUAGCCAAAUACCAAAUUUUUUAAAGUAGCAAAAACUACAUUUAUAAAAAUAAAUAAAAAAACAUUUGCUGAAUAUAAAAUGAUUUAACCAGACUGACUGAAAAUUGUAUACCUUAAUUGCGUUAAACUUUUUAAUGUUAGGCGUGGCUGUUCACCAAGUUCAAAAUGAGAAACUUGUAAACAUUUCCCUGCUAUUGGAGCACAUUGAUUAAUUAAAAGUUUAAAGUUUGUUUUGUUUAACGACACCACUAGAGCACAUUGACUUAUAAAUCACCAGCUAUUGGAUGUCAAACAUUUGGUAAUUCUGACAUA
Molecule: messenger RNA, 2409 nt
Organism: Gigantopelta aegis
Lineage: Eukaryota; Metazoa; Mollusca; Gastropoda; Neomphalida; Peltospiridae
Product: protein O-glucosyltransferase 2-like
Exons: 10
Coding region: 139-1677 (512 amino acids)
Cellular component (GO): endomembrane system
Molecular function (GO): protein binding; glucosyltransferase activity
Source: RefSeq, a predicted model, not a curated record